CCGGGACCCGGAAAAACAUGGCCACCCCGAGCCGGCCUAUCCGGAAACUGGCUCGAAGAAGACAGGGAUUGGCCAUCACUUCCGGAAGUUGUGAGCUCUGUUUCCGAGCGGGAGAUCUUCUGAGACGCGCUGGGGGCCGGAUGAAUCCUGCUUAUCUGUGAAAUGCAGUUAACAUAUCAGCUGGACCUGUUUCCCGAAUGCAGGGUAACCCUUCUGUUAUUUAAAGAUGUAAAAAAUGCUGGAGACUUGAGAAGAAAGGCCAUGGAAGGCACCAUCGAUGGAUCACUGAUAAAUCCUACAGUGAUUGUCGAUCCAUUUCAGAUACUUGUGGCAGCAAACAAAGCAGUUCACCUCUACAAACUGGGAAAAAUGAAGACAAGAACUCUAUCUACUGAAAUUAUUUUCAACCUUUCCCCAAAUAACAAUAUUUCAGAGGCUUUGAAAAAAUUUGGUAUCUCAGCAAGUGACACCUCAAUUCUAAUUGUUUACAUUGAAGAGGGAGAAAAACAAAUAAAUCAAGAAUACCUAAUAUCUCAAGUAGAAGGUCAUCAGGUUUCUCUGAAAAGUCUUCCUGAGAUAACAAAUAUUACAGAAGUCCAAAAGAUAUAUAAACUCUCUUCACAAGAAGAAAGUAUUGGGACAUUAUUGGAUGGUAUCAUUUGUAGAAUGUCAACAAAAGAUGUUUUGUGAAAUAUCAGAAAUAUUAACAAAACUCAGCAUUAAAGAAAACAUUGAGUUUUCUUCCCUGA
Messenger RNA from Rhinopithecus roxellana (golden snub-nosed monkey), 749 nucleotides. It is a transcript of the gene TPRKB, whose product is annotated as TP53RK binding protein. Gene Ontology annotation, cellular component: EKC/KEOPS complex; nucleus; cytosol. Gene Ontology annotation, biological process: telomere maintenance via recombination; tRNA threonylcarbamoyladenosine modification. The record is from RefSeq and is a predicted model, not a curated record. NCBI's taxonomy places the organism in Eukaryota, Metazoa, Chordata, Mammalia, Primates, Cercopithecidae. The transcript has 5 exons. Bases 163 to 690 code for a protein of 175 amino acids.